UCGCUAGAUGACUUUUCGGCGUACAGUUCAGUCUCGACACGUCGUUGUGGAAAUAUCAACGACUAUGAUUAUUACAGUAGAAGUAGUUAGUUGUCUAUCGCAACAAACGAAAUUUACAAUAAAAUAAAGUUUUAAAUUUACCUCAGGCGUGCGAUACCGUGAGUGCAACCUUACCUUUCACCUUUUUAUUUUUAAAGGUUUUAUUGUGUGCGGUUUGGAAGAGCAGCAUCAGAUCAACGCUGCAUACCGGUCCGAUGCGUCAUGCGUCCGCGCGCAAAAGUUGCAAUAAUCACCAGCGUGUGUGCAAUAACGCUAAUUGUCGUGUGUGUAAAUGUGAAAAGUGCCAGUUAUAGCACCGCACCACACGCGUACGAUGUGCGCCGCGACGCGUUAAGAAUAAGCAAAAACAAUGUGAUUAAAGUGACGCCGGCGAGUCUGCUGCGCGAUGCAGGCCUGGCGCCGUAUAAGCACGUUACAAAAUCGUUGGCUGAAUUGGGUAAAAUGGACGAAAUAAGUAAGCACAUUGUUUUUGUGAACGCAGUACCGAAUUCAGGCUCUGAAGUACUUGUUUUGCUACUGAAGUGGCUACAAGGGUGGAACAACUUCAAACAUAUUAAAUUACAAGGUUCCAAGAAAAUACUGAGCAAUAUUGAAAUCGAAGAAUUCGUCUACAAUACGUGCGAUAUCAUCCGCGACGAAGCAGUUCCCACCAGCAUUGAUAGAAUGAUUUAUUUUGUGAAUUUCACGCGCCACGACCGGCAAUCACCUAGUUAUGUCAAUUUAAUCCGUGAUCCAGCGGAUUAUGUGCUAUCAAGAUUUCAUCAUUUAAUGCAAAACGAUGCAUUGAAACAUUUGAAAACGUCUAAAGACAUCGAACGUUGCAUAAUGGACAAACAAGAUGGCUGUCAAUUCAUAGAUAACAAAAAUGUUGAUUUGGCUAUUCCGUACUUCUGCGGACAACACGAAAAUUGUCAGCGUUUGAAUAAUGUUUGGGCUUUAAAACAAGCCCAGCGAACAGUAGAAAAAUACUACGCCACACUGGGCGUCCUCGACGAACUGAACGCCACGCUUGAAGUACUGGAACACGAACUUCCAUACUUCUUUAAAGGUGCCAGUAAACUAUAUUAUCGAGAUUUAUUACCGUCGGGAAAUCAGCGCAGAAAAACACAACGUGCGAGCAACGCAUUCAGAAAACGCAUGAAAAUAACGUUACAUAAAGAAUACGAGUUUUACGAUUGGGCAAAGAGUCGCUUGUUCCGACAAUUGCAACUUAUUUACGGCCACUAAAAGUGUUUUCCUGUGUGUGCUGCAAGUAGUGCGCAGCAAACAAACAAAAAGUGAUAUUCUUACACCGUCAGAAUUGUGCGAAGGACAUCGAAUGUUUGCGGAGUGGAAUCGUGAACAAAAAAAUGUUCAAGCCAAAUGAAACGAUGCAGAUCAUGACGACAGUAUUACGCAAACCAAAGAAUAAAUGCGUUUUUUUUAUUUAACAGUGCAUGCUUAAAAAGAAGAAAACCAUGUUCAAAUAAAGGAAAACCAUGAUUGGUAUCAAAACCCUUAA
Messenger RNA from Dalotia coriaria, 1561 nucleotides. Its product is annotated as heparan sulfate 2-O-sulfotransferase pipe-like. The transcript has 5 exons. Gene Ontology annotation, cellular component: membrane. NCBI's taxonomy places the organism in Eukaryota, Metazoa, Arthropoda, Insecta, Coleoptera, Staphylinidae. Bases 262 to 1287 code for a protein of 341 amino acids. Gene Ontology annotation, molecular function: sulfotransferase activity. The record is from RefSeq and is a predicted model, not a curated record.